Molecule: messenger RNA, 1137 nt
Organism: Engraulis encrasicolus (European anchovy)
Lineage: Eukaryota; Metazoa; Chordata; Actinopteri; Clupeiformes; Engraulidae
Gene: folr
Product: folate receptor
Exons: 6
Coding region: 168-923 (251 amino acids)
Cellular component (GO): external side of plasma membrane
Molecular function (GO): signaling receptor activity
Source: RefSeq, a predicted model, not a curated record
CUCACACACACACAUGUGCACGGGCAAGCUAGCAAACACACACACACACACACUCUCUCUCUCUCUCUCUCUCACUCUUGCUCCGCAACACCUGUGCCGGUCUGACCUGCAGACUUUGUCCUCAUCUACUACAAGGAGCUACGGAGAAAACACACACACACCUAGACAUGGACAGCCGCGGGGUGCUGAGGAGUGUGUGUGUGCUGCUGGGGUUGGUGUGUGUGGCGCGUGGCCUGGACAAGCUCAACAUGUGCAUGGACGCCAAACACCACAAGACAGAACCUGGACCAGAGGGGGCGCUAUAUAAGCAGUGCUCUCCGUGGAAGUCUAAUGCGUGUUGCCGGGCCAACACCACAGAGCAGGGCCACGAGGACAACUCUUACCUGUACAACUUCAACUGGGGUCACUGUGGCGCACUCAGCGAAGCCUGCAAGAAACACUUCAUACAGGACACCUGCCUCUACGAGUGCUCACCACACCUGGGACCCUGGAUACAAGCGGUAGACCAGUCGUGGCGUAAGGAGCGCAUCCUGAAUGUGCCACUGUGCCAGGAGGAUUGUGACAGCUGGUACCAGGACUGCAAACACGACUUCACCUGCAAACAGGACUGGCACACCGGCUGGGACUGGAGCUCAGGUAAAAAUGAGUGUCCAUCAGGCAAUAAGUGUCGCACAUUUGCGGAGGUGUUUGGCUCUGCUAAGACCAUGUGUGAGGUCAUCUGGUCCCACUCCUACAGGUACACUGACCUGAAGAAGGACAGUGGGCGCUGUAUGCAGCUGUGGUUCACAGGUCCAGUGAACCCCAAUAAGGAAGUGGCUCGAUACUACCUUAACCACGCCCACCAGCACACCAUCACCCUGGCAACCAGCAUGCUCCUCCCACUGCUCCUCAGCCUGGUGCAUUCUGGGAUUGCACUCUGGUAGAGGAGAGAGGGAGAAAUAGAGAGGAGAGAGAGAGAGAGAGAGAGAGAGAGAGAGAGAGAGAGAGAGAGAGAGAGAGAGAGAGAGAGAGAGAGAGAGAGAGAGAGAGAGAGAGAGAGAGAGAGAGAGAGAUAAGACCGGCAGCAGAUGCUUUCAGAGCUAGCGCUCUGAUAGAGGAGUUAGCGCAUGAAAAGAGAAUGAAUUAGGAAGAAUAAAG